AUGAAGCUCGGUACGGCGCUUUCGGCGAUUCUGGCGGUAUCCGCUCAGGCGAAGUAUAUCGUGCCUGGUGGGCGAUGGCAGGAUACGGAGGGAAACCUGGUCAAUGCCCACGCCGGGAAUAUUUACUUCGACAAGGACAGUUCCAAAUUCUGGCUUUUCGGCGAAUACAAGAUCGAAGGGCAGGAGGAGGGCGGCGGUGUCUCUGUAUACAGCUCUGACGAUCUGGGGACAUGGGAAUCGCACGGUCUAGCACUGGAACCCAUUGAAGCACACCCGUACAUCUCCACCGAGCACAUCAUCCAGCGCCCCAAGGUCGUCUACAGCGAAGGCACCGGACAGUACCACAUGUGGUGGCACGCAGACAAUUCCACCUACGGAUGGCUUCUCCAGGGCUUAGCAACAGCCGAUACCAUCGCCGGUCCAUACGAGUUCGUCGACGCCGUCGCGCCGCUCGGAAACUGGUCGCAGGACUUCGGCCUCUUCACUGAUCGCAAGGACGGCAGGUCGUACGCUCUAUACUCCAACGGGGACAGCGUCGACGGCCGCGACGUCUACCUUACCAGAUUCAACUCCAAUAUUACGGCCCUAGAUGAAGUCGUGCAUCGAUUCCCCAAGUUCGACCUCGAAGCCCCGACGAUCAUCCAGUCUGAACAUAGCUACUGGGCGCUGAUGAGCCAUAAGACGGGAUACCGGCCCAACAACGUGGUCGCGUUUCGCGCCGACAAGCUGAGCGGUCCAUGGUCCCAGCCGUUCAUUGUAUCGCCGCUCAACACGCGGACCUUCAACUCGCAGUCUGGAUUCUCGAUCCGCAUCGAGGGGACGAAGAAGACGACGUACCUGUAUAUCGGGGACCAGUGGGACACCAACUCGCUAUGGGAGAGCCGGUAUAUCUGGCUUCCAGUGGACAUCGACGAGCAUAAGAAGACACUGGAGGUGCAAUGGCACGAUGUCUACGAUCUGAACGUUAAAACCGGAGAAUGGCGACCCGUCAAGGGCAAAACAUACACAUCCAAGCACGCGACAACAAGCGGCGAUGCAUACCUUCAAGAAGCCAAUUUCGCUACCGACGGAGCCAUCCUAACCGGGAUCUACGGCAACGACAGCACGGUGACAUUCCACAACAUCGAGGGAACCGGAAAGCCGCAGUGGGUUUCGUUCUACUACCAGAACACCGACGAUAUGGGCUUCGGAGACCAACCGGGCGGAACACCGGACCGCAUCGGCGGCGAGUGGCAGCUGCGCCGGAUCAGCAGCGUGGUUGUCAACGGGGACACGCAGAACGUGGAGACCCUGUACCAGCGCGACACGCAUAAAGGGAUUAUUCUCUCGACGCCGCUGCAGUUGACGCUCAAGAAGGGCAGGCGCAAUACUAUUACUGUUGGAGGAUUGUUUAAUGGGUGGGACUAUAAAGGGGCUGACUUGGAUAGGGUUGUUGUCUAUCCACCAGAGUGA
This is a messenger RNA of Aspergillus puulaauensis, 1452 nucleotides long. RefSeq names its product putative beta-glucanase. The record is from RefSeq and is a predicted model, not a curated record. Gene Ontology annotation, biological process: carbohydrate metabolic process. The coding region runs from base 1 to 1452 and encodes 483 amino acids. The transcript has 8 exons. NCBI's taxonomy places the organism in Eukaryota, Fungi, Ascomycota, Eurotiomycetes, Eurotiales, Aspergillaceae. Gene Ontology annotation, molecular function: hydrolase activity, hydrolyzing O-glycosyl compounds.